AUGGAGACAGCCACCACACCAGAGACGGCCUCGCACUCCCAGCGGCAGGUAGAAGCAGCUGCUGACCCAGCGGAUGCCGCAGGACCCCGGGCUUCAUGUCAACGGGAGGCGGACGGCCCCUCACAGCAGCUCCUGCCCUCUAUUGAAGAGCACCCCAAGAUCUGGCUACCUCGGGCCCUGAGACAGACUUACAUCCGGAAGGUUGGGGACACAGUGAAUCUACUAAUCCCAUUCCAGGGCAAACCCAAACCUCAGACCACCUGGACUCACAAUGGCUCUGCCCUGGACAACAGCCGUGUGAGUGUGCGGAAUGGGGAGCAGGACUCCAUCCUUUUCAUCAGAGAAGCCCGGCGUGCUGAUUCAGGAUGCUACCAACUCUGUGUGCGGCUUGGUGGACUGCAGGCCACUGCCACCAUCAAUAUCCUGGUGAUCGAGAAGCCAGGUCCUCCUCAGAGCAUUAAGUUGGUGGAUGUUUGGGGCUCCAACGCUACUCUGGAAUGGACACCUCCACAAGAUACGGGCAAUACGGCACUGCUGGGAUACACGGUGCAGAAGGCUGACAGAAAGUCUGGGCUGUGGUUCACGGUCCUGGAGCGUUAUCACCGUACCAGCUGCAUUGUCUCCGACCUCAUCGUUGGCAACUCCUAUGCCUUCCGUGUCUUUGCCGAGAACCAGUGUGGGCUCAGUGAAACAGCUCCGGUCACAGCUGACCUCGCCCACAUCCAGAAGGCAGCUACUGUUUACAAGACCAAGGGGUUUGCCCAGCGGGAUCUCUCAGAAGCCCCCAAGUUCACCCAGCCUCUGGCAGACUGCACUACCAUCACUGGCUACGACACCCAGCUCUUCUGCUGUGUGCGCGCCUCCCCCCGGCCCAAGAUCAUCUGGCUAAAGAACAAGAUGGAUCUCCAAGGCAACCCCAAGUACAGAGCCCUCAGUCACCUAGGGAUCUGCUCCCUGGAGAUCCGCAAGCCUAGUCCCUUUGAUGGAGGCAUCUAUACCUGCAAGGCCAUCAAUGCCCUGGGAGAGGCAUCCGUGGACUGUCGGGUGGAUGUUAAAGGUAAAGAUGGAGAAUUAGUGCCCAUGUCUCCUCCUCCCACCAUCCAAGAACGACACAAGCUGAGAUGGAAAAGGUCCCUGCUUUGUAUGCGUUGCCUGUUGCAGUGA
Peromyscus eremicus (cactus mouse) is the source of this 1164-nucleotide messenger RNA. It is a transcript of the gene Mybphl, whose product is annotated as myosin binding protein H like. The transcript is spliced from 7 exons. Gene Ontology annotation, molecular function: protein binding. Lineage: Eukaryota; Metazoa; Chordata; Mammalia; Rodentia; Cricetidae. The record is from RefSeq and is a predicted model, not a curated record. Bases 1 to 1164 code for a protein of 387 amino acids.